Messenger RNA from Amoebophrya sp. A25, 542 nucleotides. The record is from the annotation of a GenBank genome assembly. NCBI's taxonomy places the organism in Eukaryota, Dinophyceae, Syndiniales, Amoebophryaceae.
GGAAAACCUGCUGCGAGUGCCGAAUGCUUAUGGCGCGUGUCCUUCCAGAGCUUCCUCUUCGGAGAAGGUGCAACGAGUGGCCCUGGGGACGAGUGUAAAUGCUGCAGAGUCCUCGCGCGUAGCAGAUCACGUAACUACCACCUCGGCUGCCGCACACGCGGUCAUUACGAGACGUGUUGGAUCACCAGCAGCGCCUGCGCAUUUACGCGACGGAAAGAAGUGUGCGCCUGUUCUGCAACCGCAGCGACCACGGAGCCCAGCAAAACAAGAUGUUGUUGAACCGUUGGUACAAUACUUUGUCUUUGUCUUCCUUCUUUAGAGUUUCUGUUUCACUUUCUUUCACACGUCGACAGAAAACUCAAAUACAGGUCCGACAACGCCUCUUCGAUUGGCAGAAGUAUCACGGCGUCCGAUCAGGCUCGCCGCUUUUUCCCACCUCACCUACGUCGACGUACUCUUCAGCUGCUGCUGCGGCUUUCGGUACAACAGUACAAAGAGGGAGUAAGAGGUACAUCAUACCGCACGCAGCUCGUGGAAAGCAG